CGCCCAGAGCGGCGAGCGGCUGGCUCCGCAUGCUCAGUAGCCGCGGCCAGCCGGGCUGCGGGGUGGCGUCGGCUGCGCGCCUACGGGCUGCGGUGGCGGCCGCCGCGGCACCCGGCAGGGCCAGCCAGUUCCCGCUUCCCCGCUCCAGAGCCGCCGCCUGGGACAGGGCAGGGCGGGCCCGGAGCUCCUCCAUGCUGCCAGCCGCGGGGCUGCGGAGCCGGCCGGGUGGCUCCUGCGAUGGCGGCGGAAGAGGAGGCUGCGACUGGAGGUAAAGUGUUGAGAGAGGAGAACCAGUGCAUUGCUCCUGUAGUUUCCAGCCGCGUGAGUCCAAGGACAGGACCAACAGCUAUGGGGUCCUUCAGUUCACACAUGACAGAGUUGCCACGAAAACGCAAAGCAAGUGAUUCAGACCCGUCCCAGUCAGGAAUCAUGACAGAAAAAGUGGUGGAAAAGCUUUCUCAGAAUCCCCUUACCUAUCUUCUUUCAACAAGGAUAGAAAUAUCAGCCUCCCGUGGCAGCAGAGUGGAAGAUGGUGAACACCAAGUUAAAAUGAAGGCCUUCAGAGAAGCUCAUAGCCAAACCGAAAAGCGGAGGAGAGAUAAAAUGAAUAACCUGAUUGAAGAACUGUCUGCAAUGAUCCCUCAGUGCAACCCCAUGGCACGUAAACUGGACAAACUUACAGUUUUAAGAAUGGCUGUUCAGCACUUGAGAUCUUUAAAAGGCAUGACAAAUUCUUAUGUGGAAAAUAAUUGUAGACCAUCAUUUAUUCAGGAUAAUGAGCUCAAACAUUUAAUCCUUAAGACUGCAGAAGGCUUCUUAUUUGUGGUUGGAUGUGAAAGAGGAAAAAUUCUCUUCGUUUCUAAGUCAGUCUCCAAAAUACUUAAUUACGAUCAGGCUAGUUUGACUGGACAAAGCUUAUUUGACUUCUUGCAUCCAAAAGAUGUUGCCAAAGUAAAGGAACAACUUUCUUCUUUUGAUACUUCACCAAGAGAAAAGCUAAUAGAUGCCAAAACUGGUUUGCAAGUUCACAGUAAUUUCCACACUGGAAGGACACGUGUGUAUUCUGGCUCAAGACGAUCUUUUUUCUGUCGGAUAAAGAGUUGUAAAAUCUCUGUCAAAGAAGAGCAUGAAUGCUUACCCAACCCAAAGAAGAAAGAGCAUAGAAAAUUCUAUACUAUCCACUGCACUGGUUACUUGAGAAGCUGGCCUCCAAAUAUUGUUGGAAUGGAAGAAGAAAGGAACAGUAAGAAAGACAACAGUAAUUUUACCUGCCUUGUGGCCAUUGGAAGAUUACAGCCAUAUAUUAUUCCACAGAACAGUGGAGAGAUUCAUGUGAAACCGACUGAAUUUAUAACCCGGUUUGCAAUGAAUGGAAAAUUUGUCUAUGUAGAUCAAAGGGCAACAGCAAUUUUAGGAUAUCUGCCCCAGGAACUUUUGGGAACUUCUUGUUAUGAAUAUUUUCAUCAAGAUGACCAUAGUAAUUUGACUGACAAGCACAAAGCAGUUCUACAGAGUAAGGAGAAAAUACUUACAGAUUCCUACAAAUUCAGAGCAAAAGAUGGCUCUUUCGUAACUUUAAAAAGCCAAUGGUUUAGUUUCACAAAUCCUUGGACGAAAGAACUAGAAUAUAUUGUAUCUGUCAACACUUUAGUUUUGGGACGUAGUGAGCCUGGAGAAGCAUCAUUUUUUCCUUGUAGCUCUCAAUCAUCAGAAGAAUCCUCUCGACAGUCUUGUAUGAGUGUACCUGGAAUGUCUGCUGGAACAGUACUUGGUGCUGGUAGUAUUGGAACAGAUAUUGCAAAUGAAAUUCUGGAUUUACAGAGGUUACAGUCUUCUUCAUACCUUGAUGAUUUGAGUCCAACAGAUUUAAUGAAAGAUACUAACACUGUGAACUGCAGGAGUAUGUCGAAUAAGGAGUUGUUUCCACCAAGUCCUUCUGAAAUGGGGGAGCUAGAGGCUACCAGGCAAAACCAGAGUACUGUCGCUGUCCACAGCCAUGAGCCACUCCUCAGUGAUGGUGCACAGUUGGAUUUCGAUACCCUGUGUGACAAUGAUGACACAGCCAUGGCUGCAUUUAUGAAUUACUUAGAAGCAGAGGGGGGCCUGGGAGACCCUGGGGACUUCAGUGACAUCCAGUGGACCCUCUAGCCUUUGAUUUUUAACUCCGAAAAUGAGAAACAUUUUAAAGCAUUUUAUUUACGAAAAACUGUCUCAACUAUUGUUCAGUACUGUAUUGAUAUUGUUUGUAUCUUUUAUUAAUGUUCUACCAGUUUUUAUAGAUUUGCAUCUUAUUGUCACAGGGAUGUGGGGAAAUAUGUUUUCCUCCCAAGAGAACCAAGUUUGUUAUAGACUCCUUUAUUCAGUGAAAUGGCUUAUAAUCCACUAGUUGCCAUAUUUUUGCUAAAAUAUUUCUAACCAAGAAUACUACAUACCUAUUGUUUUGGCUUUGUUUUAUUUUUGAUGCAGUUUUUUUUAGUUGGGGUAAUGUAAUAUAUUGAUAUUU
This is a messenger RNA of Piliocolobus tephrosceles (Ugandan red Colobus), 2503 nucleotides long. RefSeq names its product basic helix-loop-helix ARNT like 2 (gene BMAL2). Gene Ontology annotation, biological process: regulation of DNA-templated transcription. The record is from RefSeq and is a predicted model, not a curated record. NCBI's taxonomy places the organism in Eukaryota, Metazoa, Chordata, Mammalia, Primates, Cercopithecidae. The transcript is spliced from 17 exons. Gene Ontology annotation, cellular component: transcription regulator complex; cytoplasm; nucleus. The coding region runs from base 238 to 2148 and encodes 636 amino acids. Gene Ontology annotation, molecular function: DNA-binding transcription factor activity; protein dimerization activity.